This is a messenger RNA of Musca vetustissima, 2928 nucleotides long. RefSeq names its product transport and Golgi organization protein 6-like. The record is from RefSeq and is a predicted model, not a curated record. Lineage: Eukaryota; Metazoa; Arthropoda; Insecta; Diptera; Muscidae. Gene Ontology annotation, biological process: protein secretion. Bases 1 to 2928 code for a protein of 975 amino acids. The transcript is spliced from 4 exons.
AUGAAGAAACAUCAGCCACAAUGGCAUGAAUUACCCACUCCCUACAAACUACUGCAAAAUCAAUACUUGGGUAACAAAAAUCACCACCAAGAAACCCAUGGUGGUGACCGAAAUGUUGAGACAAGUAAAUCCGAAGAAGAACGUAUUGGUAAAAACAAUGAAUUGCUACAAAGAAGUCUUCGUCUAUCACCAACGGAAGUGUCGAAGAGAUUGAUAGAGGAUCUAAAUGUGAACAUAUUGACUGGCAAGGAAAGUGGCAUUACCUGCGAAGAGGAUGACAAAACGCUUUAUAGUAUAUAUUCGCUUAUGGCUAUACGAAAUGUAUAUAAUAAUACAAAUUUCAACAGCGACAAAGUGGAAGAUCUGCUUUCGGAACGGCAUAAACGGCUGAUAAGCUGCUGUUUGGAAGAUUUAAUUGAGUAUGGCCUGAAGCCGAACAUACAUCCCGCUUUCUGUGGAGGCAAAAACACAGUUUUUGGACACAACGUUAAUAAAGUCCCCAAUUUUUUCCUUGCACUACUACUUGUUGAAGGUAUUUCACCGUUUUUACGGAUUGCGUGUUUACCUGCUAUUCGAUCAUCGGAUGAGAUUAUUCUCUGUUAUAUGGCUACUUUAUACACAUUGCUAUUUGGGUCAGAUCUAAAGCAAUUUGAAAUGGAGGAAUCUACUUUGGCGAGGACGAAGGAUCGUUUAAACCAAUUAUGGUGUGAUGUACCGAAGGUGACGUAUUUUCGCAAUAUAAUGAUGCUGUGCGGAAUGGUUGCCAACGAGAGAAAGCCGACAAUACAUCGGGAAAUGUUGAUGAAAUUAUGGUCUCCUGGGGGCUUUGUAGCUCUUCUUUUUGCCAUGCAAAAGUCGGAGACAGGCGAAGGGCGAUCUACAGCAGAGAUUGUGGUGAAAUUGGUAUCCCAACCUUCCUACCCGAGAAGAGCUCAGGAAUCAUUGGCGAAACAAAUUCUACGUUUUCUGAAAGGUAGCGUUGAAAAUAAGGAUGCAAUUCCCUAUAUGGGAACAGGCUUGUUAUCAUUGAAGAAACUAUGUGAGAACAGCAAUUUUAAUAGGGAUUUGGUGAAAGAUUGGCUAAGAGAGCAACUAAAACCAUUGUUGGAUUUAAAGAAAGACUGUAUAACCGUUAUGGAAUGGAGUGAAUUUAGCUCCACAGUACAUCUGCUUUUUCAGGUAUUUUGCACUUCUACCAUAGAAUGUUUGCCGAGCGAUUUAUUAGUUCCCUAUAUACCAAUACUGAUCACGUGUUACCAGUUCAUAGAUAAACACAGAAACAAAUCUAAUGCAGAUGUCGUAUGCGGUCACCUAUCCUACUUGUUAUUGAGAAUUCUAAACAAUCGCACGACAGAUGAGCUGCAACUGAUUAUAAAGAAUGUAAUUCUUGGUGAAUAUCCUAGACAAUGGUAUACCUUAGAUCCGAGGAUAACUUUUGAGGAGGAUCUAUUAAAUUCCCAACAAUUAAAGAUAGUCCAAAGAGACGAGGAGGAUGAGGAGCGUGAAUGUUACACAUUGAUGUCAUCCAAUCCAAUGAACGCCCUGGCCAAUCUACUUAAACGUUCUUCUUUUAGCACUCUCGUCUAUAAAAUCUUCAUUAUCCUAUUUCGAUUAUUUCCCAACAUUGACUGUAACACAAAACCGCCGACCAUCGACUCGGCCAAUAAUGUCGAUUUAUUAAUAUCUGAAGCGGAUGUUCAAAGCAGAGUAAUGUGGGAAAUAUCCAGCAGAUAUAAUGGAAAAAUUCAGGUCAUCAAUGCCUUACACGUGCUAAUAGAGCACAAACCGCUUAAGAGCUUAUUGGUGGAAAACAUAAAUGAACUUUUGAGUGCUGUUCAAGACUUUUUGUCUAUGUACACCGCAGUCAGCGACGAAAACAAUCAUCAGCUGGAUAAAACCGUGAUUGUUAUAUUGCUGACGUUGAUAAGGGAAAUUGUGGAAAAUGCUCCUGUCAAAUUGGAAAGCCUAAGGCAUGAUUUGAUAGAUAACUUAUUGAAACUACAAUCCAAAACACAAGAUAAUGAUUUGAAGUUGCAAAUUUUAUAUCUCAAAGAGCAAAUUGUAGGCGGCUGUGAUGUAGCCCAAGGAAACAGUUUAAAUAAAAGCAGGUUCGAAGAAGCCAGAUUACUGGUGGAGUCAAAGGAACCGUACAAGCAAGUAGAAGGAAUUCAGCAGUUCAUUUCAUUGAUAAAAGCGAAAGAUGUGUUUACCAUAAGUAAUGUACAUGUAGUCACUGCCCUAGCGCUCAACACCCUGACAUCGACAGAGUCAUAUACAUUCCUGAACUGUGUUCGUCUCUUUGCGUCAUUAGUCUACUUAAAUGAACACAUGAUAUUGGAUAUAUUGACUGAAGAAUAUUUAAAUGAAUCUGCGGGUAUGGAUUAUAGAUUGGUGAUUGGAGAGACGCUACUAAAGGUGUGUCAUGAAAUCGGACCACUAUGCUAUAAAUACAAGAACACCCUUUUGAAUUGUUACAUGUUCGGAUGUCGGUCACCACUGGACGAGUUUCGGUUUUCGUCGUUCUCAAAUUUGGCACAACUAUGCAAAAUUUUGUCAUACGAUGUGCAGAAAUACUUCCAAGAGCUACUCGAUUUGAUAAAUUGUGAAUUGACCACGGGAAAAUAUAUGCCCGCUAAACGUGCUGCGGUAAUGGUUCUGAGUGAACUCUUGUCAGGAAUGAAUAAUCUAAUAGAUUUCCAAGAAAUGCUAUUACCCAUUUACCGACUUUUGAAAUUGCUAGCAUCUUCAGAGUGUGCGGAUGAAAAAAUGCGUUUGCAUGCUUCAGUUGGCCUAGAAACCUUGGCUGUAAAAUGUAAAGAAUUGUUUCUAGCACCAAAUCAAGUGCCCUUGGAAAAGAAGAUUCAAAUACGAGGAAUUAAUUCGCAAUUAAAACCAAAUAUAAAAAGUCACAUAUUAUACAUGGAUUAA